Ixodes scapularis (black-legged tick) is the source of this 738-nucleotide messenger RNA. RefSeq names its product monocarboxylate transporter 13-like. The record is from RefSeq and is a predicted model, not a curated record. Gene Ontology annotation, molecular function: monocarboxylic acid transmembrane transporter activity. The annotation marks the transcript as partial. NCBI's taxonomy places the organism in Eukaryota, Metazoa, Arthropoda, Arachnida, Ixodida, Ixodidae. Gene Ontology annotation, biological process: transmembrane transport. The transcript is spliced from 3 exons.
AUGCCCAAGGUGGCCGUCACGCUCCCGGCGGCCUCGUCCAAGCCCGAAGCCCGCCACCAGGUGCCGGACUCUCCGAGGGCCUGGUACUUGGGCAUCUUGUGCACGAUCUACGGCUUCUUCAGCUGGGCGGGCAUCGGUUCCAGCCCCGUGCUCUACGUGGGUCUGCUCCGACGCUCUGGAGCGUCCCGGGAGGACGCCUCGCUACCGUUCACCGCUAUGGUGUGCGCCUACUACGUUGGAAGUCUGGUGUACGGUGUGCUGUCCCGAUGGCUCAAAGAGAGGACCCUCCUUGUAGCGGCGUCCCUGGUCACGUCUCUUUCGCUCCUCACCAGCUACUUCAUCAGUGACAUUGGAGUGCUUACGGUGGUCCUGGGAGUCAUUCAUGGCACAGGGGUGGCCGUGGUGGGCGUUGUGUGCGGCAUGCUGCUCUCGCAGUACUUCGUCAAGUACCGGGCGACGGCGUUCGGCCUCAUGUCGGUCACACUGAGCACGACGGGCGUGGCCUUCCCUCCGCUGGCGGCCUGGCUUCUGGACGGGUACGGCUUCGCGGCCACGCUGCUCGUCCUGGGCGCGCUGUCGUUGCACCAGCUCGUCUGUUGCGUGCCGCUGGAGACGUGGACGCCCGCGGCGACUUCAGCGUCGCCUCCGCACGAGGCGGACAGACAGCAGGCUCUCGCCGUGGCCACCAUAGACCAGGGUGUCCUGCAGGCCCACAGGGAGGAAAACGAAGCAUCCACG